Molecule: messenger RNA, 4217 nt
Organism: Hyposmocoma kahamanoa
Lineage: Eukaryota; Metazoa; Arthropoda; Insecta; Lepidoptera; Cosmopterigidae
Gene: mei-P26
Product: brain tumor protein
Exons: 8
Coding region: 16-2616 (866 amino acids)
Biological process (GO): positive regulation of DNA-templated transcription
Cellular component (GO): nucleoplasm; chromatin
Molecular function (GO): ubiquitin-protein transferase activity; zinc ion binding; protein binding
Source: RefSeq, a predicted model, not a curated record
UAAUUAUAAGCUAAAAUGGAAGAAAUUAAUGGGGAGCUUUAUGGGGAUGGGCUUGUUAGUCUGGAUGAAGGUUCUUUGGAAUCCAACGACAAUGGGAAACAAGAGCAAAGUUGCAAAAUUUGCGACGACAAACUGUGCAGUCCGAGAGUAUUGUCUUGCCUUCAUGUAUUCUGUGAAGCUUGCAUUGACAAGUUGAUGGUUAAUGAAGCUGGUGAUUCUUUGAAAUUUGAUUUGGCCGUGGAGUGCCCAAUAUGCAAGCAGGAAACCAAGAUUCCCGGAGGAGGCGCAGCAUCACUUCCCUCCGAUUAUUUGCUUACCAACAUCUUGGAUGUGUCCUCUAUGGACCAAUCUGUCGUGUGCACUUGCUGUAAGAGCAAGGAGCCUGCUGUGGCCAGGUGUACCGAUUGUUCGCAUUUUCUGUGUUCCAACUGCAAUUCUGCCCAUGAAUUCAUGAGGUGCUUUGAGAAUCACCGUGUGGUCCCCUUUGAUGCUCUGAGAUCCUCUAAGGAGAAGGCUGCUGUGCAUAAGCCAAUUUUUUGCACACGUCAUGUCGGCGAAAGCCUGAAAUUCUACUGCUGCGAGUGCGAAGUUGGUGCUUGCACUGAAUGUCUCACUGUGGACCAUAAGGUGGGUGAACACCGCUGUGAGCGCAUUGUUGAUGCUGAACCCAACUUGCGAGCGGAAUUACGCAACUUCAUAGUCGAAGCUAAUGCCCGUGCAGCUGCUGCUGGCAGCGCCUCUGCACGCUUGGAUGAUGCGCUUGGAGACUUGCAGCGUCAACGCGAUGAAGCUGAAAACGUCAUAAAUGAAGCUUUUCGCGCUUAUAAGGCUGCACUCGAGAGACGCCGCGAGAAAGCUCUCGAAGAACUUGAGCGUCUGCACAAAGAACGAGAAUUGAAAGUAAUGGAUUUAUUCGAUCGUGUUGAUAAAACUGUUCAACGCAUUGACUGUGCCUGCAAGUUUACAGCAAGACUUCUUCGUCGUGGUGAUGGUACUGAAAUUGUCAUGUUAAAGAAAACCGUCGCCUCGCAGCUGGCGCGUUUGCUCGAAGGAGCGCCCGAAUUUGAUGUUGACUAUUCGCUGGAAUUUGUUACUAAGAUGGAUAAGUUUGAUUCCGUUAUUGAAGACACCUUUGGAACGUUCCGUACUGAAGCUACUCGGGCGGAAGAAAGGAAACGUGCUAGCGAAUCUUCGGCGAUCGUGUCUGUGGCGUCUAACUCGCACUCACCCGCUGUAUCUGUAACAAAUGCUCCAGUUUUCGAUGACUAUCCAUUGGCAAAUGUGCGCCGAGUGACGGGAGUCGCCAACAUGGUUGGUGUAGGAGUGUCAGCCAUUGGAGUUCCCGGCGUAGGAGCUGUGUCUGGAGUAGGAGCAGUUACUAAUACAAGCGUUAUUCCUGGAGUUGUGAAUGUUAACAGCGUAGCAGGUGUAGGCGCUGUAACCGGCGUUCCCGCCUUACCAUCUAUGGUUGAAUACAAUCUGCAGCAGCUUGCCAGCAUCGCUGAAAAAGAAGUUCCGCCGCCACCUCACGCAUCUCCUGCGCCUUCAUUCACCCUUGCAGAAUUGCUAGCUGGAGACCUGAAUUCACCGCAGGCGUACAAUAAUUUGCAGGCGCUCGCUAAGUUAGGAUUGAACACAGAGGUAAACGGGUACGGUGGAGUAGGAGGCGUAAGCGGUAUCAGUGCCGUGGGCGCACGUGGAGUGUCGCCAGGUAGACCACUGCUGACGUCUGUAGAGGAGGCAGCUCUCGUCGCGCCUCCUGCGCCGCUUGUCCGCGCGACUAAGGCUACACCUAUGCACAUCAGGUUCAAGUUUGGCCAACUUGGUGGAGGCAAAGGUCAAUUUAACUCUCCUCACGGAUUCUGUCUUGGUAACGAUGAGGAUAUCAUUGUGGCUGAUACGAACAACCAUCGCAUCACGGUGUUUGACAAAUCUGGCAACCAUAAAUUCAACUUUGGUGUAGCUGGUAAAGAAGAAGGCCAGCUGUGGUACCCGCGCAAAGUGGCCGUGGUUCGUGCCACUGGAAAGUUUGUGGUUUGCGAUCGCGGAAAUGAACGCUCGCGCAUGCAGAUUUUUACUAAGAAUGGACACUUCCUAAAGAAAAUAGCUGUGCGCUUCAUCGACAUCGUUGCGGGACUCGCCGUCACCGCCGAAGGCCUAAUCGUUGCUGUAGACAGUGUUACUCCAACUGUAUUUAUAUUAUCCGAGGAGGGUGACCUCAUGAGUUGGUUUGAUUGCAGUGAGUGCAUGAGGGAACCAUCUGAUAUUGCUAUCAGUGGCAAGGAGUUUUACGUGUGCGAUUUCAAGGGGCACUGCGUCGUCGUUUUCGAUGACGAGGGCCGCUUCCUGCGUCGCAUUGGGUGCGAGAAUGUGACCAACUUCCCUAACGGCAUCGACGUCUCCGACGCCGGCGACGUGCUUAUUGGCGAUUCGCAUGGCAACAAGUUCCAUGUUGCUGUAUUCUCGCGCGAUGGUGUCCUAGUCACUGAGUUCGAGUGUCCCUAUGUCAAGGUAUCUCGCUGCUGUGGAUUGAAGAUAACUUCUGAAGGCUACAUUGUCACUCUGGCUAAGAAUAAUCACCAUGUUCUAGUCCUCAACACCCUUUACAUUGUUUGAGGAGUAACUCGAUGGCUGUAAGUCUGCAUACUACGAGAUCUCACAUUUAUUCCCUAUAUUUUAUAUUUUAAUUGCUGUUUUUUACAAAGCUUAACAUUUUUGCUAAACCAGUAUUUGACUACAUUUUUCGUUAUUUUGUGUUGAAUUUCACUUUAGUCUGAUUUUUAAUAUUGUACUUUAUUCACGGGCAGUGGUGAUUCGGUUCGCGGCUUGUGUCGAUCGCUAGCGGGCGCAGCUUCCGUAGGACACGAUGUUAAGCCACUGCUUGUGGGUAGAUCUUAUGAGUCAUUGUUUCCAAAGUACUGAUACUUGUAUAUUUUUUGGGUUUGUUCAUCUCUCAUUUUACACGGUUGCAUUUAGUUAUAGUAACGCAAAAUCCAAAGUUUAGUGUUAUAAUAUUGAACUUCUUUAUUUUUAUUGUAGCCCAGUCAAUAGAGACUAUAGUUUUUAGGUGUAUUUGGUUAUAGAGUUUCAAUACGUAUAUUGAUAUUUAAGCCUUAGUGUGUCAUCCUAAAAUAAGUAUAAAACGUCUUAAUGUUUAUUCUCGAACCGGGUUAAGAUAAGAAACUUGUAACCAAUUUAAACCAAAAAAUCCCAUUGACUGGACUAGUAUUUUGUUUCUAAAUUUAGCAGCUGGUAUGGUUCCUAGUUCGAGUGAAGUUAUAAUACAUGUCAAUUAGAGGACUGCGUGGGAGUGUCGCCUCACAAUUCGAAUCGUAAUUUUCUCUAAAAUUCUUGUUUGUUGAUAUACAUACUUUUAAUGACAUCAUCUUGAGAUAUCAGUCAUGCGCUUGGUAGUGAACAAAUGAACGCACAAUUGAGUUUGUUAAAAAUUAGUGCUGUUGACCAAAGGAGGCGACACUAAAAUAACGUGCCAUCUAGUUUAGGUUAAUAUCGUAUACAAUAUUAUAUAUUGUCCGUUAAAAUAUAUUUACCAUUUACAGAAUUCUUGUGUCUAUACAAAAUGUUUUUCAUGUACUCUUGUUUUGAGAGCCUAUUACAUAUUUGAAGUAUAUUUCACGUUUAGGCUAUUAUAAAAUGGUUCAUUUAAAAUUUAUGCCCAAAUAAUAAUGAACCAUCACAAUCCUAUAUAAUUGGGAACCCACUGUAACUUUGCAAUAAUUUUGUACAAGGUAUGUUAAUGAUGGAUAGUUAAGCGGUUUAUGUGGCAUCUUCAUGUAUAUUCAGGCAAAAGUUCAAAAUUUUCGAAGUACAAAAGGCCUAGAGACCAAUGGAAAGGAAUUAUUAGUUCGUGAUGUUUUAAGGUUUGUGGGACAUCCACUUUACAAAGCCAUAUUAGUGUUGCUAGUUUCUGUUGCGACACACGCAUUUAUUGUUAAAAAACGUUCCUUUGGCAAGGUAUAAACCCUUGGUUGUGUGCGAAUUGUUAUAGUAUUCAACCAUUUGGGAAUCCGCGAUCGCAAAGGCACUUAACUAUUUAUGUACUAUACAUGAAUUUGCCAUUAUAAACGUUUUAUUUCUACACACGAUAUGUUUGACAUUCGUAUACAGUUCGCCAAAAAUAUAUAUUUUUGUAACUAUCCACAUUUUAAUAUUCAAAAUUGAGAUUCAUAGUUUUCUAGACAUUAGAUACGAAAAAA